Molecule: messenger RNA, 276 nt
Organism: Gongylonema pulchrum
Lineage: Eukaryota; Metazoa; Nematoda; Chromadorea; Rhabditida; Gongylonematidae
Source: the annotation of a GenBank genome assembly
GAACAGGUGCGUGAAAUGCUCGAAUCCCGGAUUUCCAACGAUACAUCCGUUAAUUCAACCAUUCCACAGCAAGAUCGAUCCGGUUACGUUACGGAUGCAUCAUCAGCUACAUGGCAGUUUUCAUCGCAUUCGUUUUCACCCCGCUCUGUUGUGUCAGUGAAUGGCGGAGGCCCGAAAGAUGGUCUUCUAAAAGUGCGCACCGACUUAUCACCUGGUCUGUCACGCACGCUCUCCCGUUCAAAUGCUGCCGUACAAACUGCACACGUCGAGGUCUGA